Messenger RNA from Colius striatus (speckled mousebird), 2886 nucleotides. It is a transcript of the gene CNKSR3, whose product is annotated as CNKSR family member 3. Lineage: Eukaryota; Metazoa; Chordata; Aves; Coliiformes; Coliidae. The coding region runs from base 128 to 1876 and encodes 582 amino acids. Gene Ontology annotation, cellular component: membrane; cytoplasm. Gene Ontology annotation, molecular function: protein binding. Gene Ontology annotation, biological process: regulation of signal transduction. The transcript is spliced from 13 exons. The record is from RefSeq and is a predicted model, not a curated record.
GGGCCGGGAAGGGGGCGGCCCGGAGCCGCGCUGCCGGAGAUGGGAGGUUGAGACAGAAAGAGAGGGGACGAGGCGGUAGGUUGGAGGAAGGCUGUUGUGGGUCUCCGACGGGAGGGUUGAGCCCGCCAUGGAGCCGGUGACCAAGUGGACCCCGAAGCAAGUGGUGGAUUGGACUAAGGGUCUGGAUGAUUGUUUGCAGCAAUAUGUCCAUAAAUUUGAACGGGAGAAGAUAAACGGUGAACAGCUGUUACAGAUUUCUCAUCAGGGCCUUGAAGAAUUGGGUAUUUCACGGAUUGGACAUCAGGAACUGGUUCUAGAGGCUGUGGAUCUCCUGUGUGCAUUGAACUAUGGCCUUGAAACAGACAAUAUGAAGAACCUGGUUCUGAAGCUGCGAGCAUCAUCCAACAAUCUGCAAAAUUACAUCAGCAGCCGUAGGAAAAGUUCAAAUUAUGAUGGAAAUACCUCUCGCAAACCCCCCAAUGAGUUCCUUACUUCUGUGGUGGAGCUUAUUGGUGCUGCUAAAGCCUUGCUUGCAUGGUUGGACAGGACUCCAUUUACAGGUAUUGCUGACUUUUCAUCAAUGAAGAACAGAAUCAUUCAGCUUUGCUUGGAUCUCACUACUACUGUUCAGAAGGACUGCACUGUGGCUGACAUGGAAGAUAAAGUUCAGAGUGUAGCCAAGACUUUAAAUGGCAUUUGUGAUAAAGCCAUCCGAUCAACUACAGAUUCAUUGAUGAGCCAGUGUGCGUGUCUAGAGGAGGUUCAUUUAACCAACAUUAAACCUGGGGAAGGCCUGGGAAUGUACAUCAAAUCAACCUAUGAUGGAUUACAUGUAAUUACUGGGACUACAGAAAAUUCCCCUGCUGAUCGGUCUCAGAAGAUUCAUGCUGGUGAUGAAGUGAUCCAAGUUAAUCGACAGACUGUGGUUGGAUGGCAACUAAAAAAUCUAGUGGCAAAGCUGCGAGAGAAUCCUGCUGGAGUUAGGCUACUGCUUAAGAAACGUCCUACUGGUUCUUUCCAUUUUACACCUGCUCCGCUAAAGAACUUGCGCUGGAAACCACCCUUGGUGCAGGUGAGAGGCUGCCAGCUCCACUCUUGUGUCAGGAUGGGAACGCCCUGUUUUCAGCUUGAGAAAUAUCAGAAACGCCACCAGACCAGUCCUCUGCCAACUUCAACCCAGUCACCAGAAAGCACCAUGGAUACCUCACUGAAAAAAGAAAAGCCAGCCAUUUUGGAUCUGUACAUACCACCUCCACCAGCUGUUCCAUAUUCUCCUCGAGAUGAAAAGGGGAGUUUUGUGUAUGGAGGAUGCAACAAACCCAGUCAGCCACUGCCUGGGUCCAAGGGUGCCGAGUCUCCCAAUUCUUUUCUGGAUCAGGAGAGUCGAAGGCGAAGGUUUACUAUUGCAGAUUCGGACCAGUUGCCUGGGUAUCACAUGGAAGCAAAUAUCCGGCCAGCCAAAAUGAGAGAAAAAACACAAUCUUAUGGAAAACCUCGCCCUUUGUCAAUGCCUGCUGAUGGGAGCUGGAUAGGAGCUGCAGAACCCUUCUCUAGGCCACGAGCACAAGGGAGAAAAGGUGAAGAUGUCCUCUGCAGGUAUUUCAGUAAUGAAAGAAUACCCCCAAUCAUUGAAGAAAGCCCCUCCACACAACAUCUCCUUUCAAGGCCAGCGUCUGACAAGCAGUUGGUGAGAGGAACAGAUUACAUUCGAGGCAGUAGGUGUUUUAUGAAUACAGACCUCCACAACAGUGCAACAAUUCCUUUCCAAGAGGAAGGUGCUAAAAAAUCUGCUGUUACAUCAUCCACAAAAUCUUCCUCUGCGGAGCCUUCACUGCUGGUCAGUUGGAUCACGAGACUGAAAUUGUUGACUCAUUGACUACAUUGUUCACAGGACUAUUGCCAAGUGCCUUUACUCAUUGGUCAAACUUCUCUACUUUUCAGCUUAACUGAUGCAUACUGACUAAUGCGGUGUUCCUUUCCUGGAGAAUCUUAAUUUUUGCCUUUCUGUCUGUGACUUUUGAUGGAUCAGGGGGUUUCCUGUUGCAAGGAGGGAAGAAAGAUAAAGAUCAAGUUCCUCUUCCUAGACAAAAGAUGAGGGCAUUUAUUCACCUGGAAAUGAGUAAAAAAUCAGCAAUAUAGAAGCUACACAUGACCUGAAAUAUGCAUAACGACUUGAAGGAAAUCAUUGCAUUAUCAUAAAGUCCAAUGGCACUUCAGUUGUCUGAAUAUUUAGAGGUUGCUGCAACUGACUGGAUGUUAGAGUAUGCAGAGCUCAGCAAAGGUUGUGUUGCUCUCCUCACCAGGAAAGAUAAGCAGGGAAAGAGCAGUUUUGUGCAACUUACUGAUCCUGUUCCAAUUACUGCAUAAGAUCAACCCUGUGAGGAAGAAGUAGUAGCGUUGCCGUUCUUUCUCUGAUAUCCAGAGAUCUUAGGAAGUUGGACUAAUUUAAUUAUAAAUCAAGCCAACCUGAUAUAUGAUUAAUUUUAUUGAAAUCACAGUAUAAAUAAAGAGCACUGAACAACUGCAUUGCUCAUCUGUAAUGAUAUGUGGAUCACUACAACGUGCCAAGGAAAUGCAUCUGUAGAGGUGGUGAAAGAAUAGAUAUAUUUUUUCCUUAAUUGUUUAAGAAUGAUUUGCUGUUAACCAAAGUAAGCUUUUAAAGACAGUCCUGUUGGACUUAGGAGAAUUCUUACAGUUGUUCAGUUUUUGACUGAUGUGUUUUUAUGAAAAAAUGUGCUAUGAUACAUUACAAUUGUAAGACAUCUUGCUAUUUUCUGUAUAGCUCAAAUUUUUCCCUCUCCAGAAAUUUAAAAUAGCAUUGGGUAUUUUGGGAGGAAAAUAAAACUUGUUUAACACAAGAGGAUAUUAAAGAGGUAUUGUUUAAAA